GGGUUACUAUUAUUUUCAAUUUGCUCAACCCGCAGCAAGAUCGACGGAGAUCACCACAGCACAACGCAUAGCAUCGCAACAUCACAAACAAUAGAAACCAGCAUCGGAGAGUGAUACAGGGGAACUCUGGAUCGCAGUUUAUCGAGGACAGUGACACUCAAAAAGCAAACCAAUCGGCAAUAGACCAACGGCUAUACUGUACAACACACACACGUAGAAAACAAAUCGAAUCGGCCUUGGAACGAUGGUGGAGCGGACGAUGGAUCGGCGGAUUUCGUUUUCGAAAAUGACAAUCGCGAUGGCAAUAGUCUUCCUCGUGGCGAUUUCUACGACGACGACGGACAAUGCGACCCCCAUUUUAUUCGUGGCUGCCGAUGGCGCUGGAGACGGGAUCCCAACCGGCAGGGAGCUGUCGCUCGCCAACAAAGACGGUUCGCCCCUGCGGAGAAAGCUUGAGCAGCCAGCAACAGAAGAUAGUGGCAACGGAGAAGGAGGAGAAAACCACAUCGUGAAACCCGAGGAUCUCAAAAAGGUAACCGAGAACGAGGAAACGGGCAAAAAAGUGGAGGCCAAGGAAAACGACGGAGACGAAGCCGGCUCCGGUGCCGUAGACCAAGACGAGGCUACUGAAACGACCAGUCCAAAGAUCAAUGGCGAUGAUGGAGAAAACAGCGACGCCGACAACAAUGAUAAUAUCAAACCUACCCAAGACAACGACAACUCCCCGAAGGAAAACGAAUCGAAGAAAACCACAGGAAACGAGAGCAAAAGCGGGAACGAUCCGAAGGGAUCCAAAGACGAAACAAAGGGCGGCGGCGGCGAUGACAACGAAGACAAGGCGGCAACCCCGGGGAUAGCACAUCCACAGAAUCUCGACUGGUACGACGACGACGAGGGAAACGGCGGGUUCCUUUUCUUUUUAUUUGUUCUGGUCAUCGGGCUGGGCGUCGCUGGAGUCAAGCACAAGGAGAAGGUCACGGACGCUGUGAGCAAACUCAUGGACGCGAUCAAUAGUGCGGAUGGAGGCGGUGGUGCGGGGAGCACGGCUGCCAAAACGACAAAAUACGAACCAGUGUACGUGUCAUGUUCCUAUUGCGAAAGACUCGGUGUGACCCAGAAGACUUCCCCGCAUCUGAACGUUCAGAGGUUGGGAAUGCCGAUGCAUAAAAUAAUCCGAAUGCGGAUCUGACACUGUUUUUCUUUUUCAUUCUCUCUUCCAAUUCCGUCUAAACAGAGCAUCGAACGAAGCCAACGACGAAGAAUGGGGUUGGGGUGACGACAAUGAAAAUGCUGCCGACAACGAUUUUGGUGAUGAUGAUUGGGGAGACGACGACGACGACUGGGGUGACGAUACCAACAACAUUGAGAUGACAACACCUAGUUUCUCGAGCGGCAGUGGGGGCUAUAACAAUACACAUAUCACCCAGAGAAAACCGUCUUUUGAUUCCGACAAGGGGGAAACCCCGAUCUCUCCCAAUCUAUCAACGACCGCCUCCGUCCUUCACCCGAAAAUUCCGAAACCGAUGCCGGCCUAUGCCGGGUCCGCCUCGAGAAGCGUCAGCGGAAGCAGCAUCAACAGCAGCGGCGGAAAAGGAGCAUCCGGGAUGAGCUUGACCAGCAGCAACGGGAAGGGUGGCCCGGCGUCCUCUCGCGGUCUUCCAAUGGCUCCGAGAUCGGGGGGGGGUUCCGCGGUUUCCGCCUCUUCCACGCUGACACCGCCCACCGCCCCUCGAGUGCCAACCCCGGCGGCAACGACUACCACCGCUGCCAUGAAUCCCUCGCAGGAAAUUCCCGCAACGAUAGGAGGGAUGAAAAUGGGCAUUACCAGCCUCGGACCGAAAAAAGCCAAGCCCACGUCGGUGGCCAAACCCAAGAAGAAGACCCUGAUCGGUGCCGACGACGGGGACAUUUUUGCCUCGAUGGGAUUCGGCGGUCCGCCACCCCCCAAGCCAAAGACAAAGACGACGACGGCUUCCAAGGCCGCCGGGUCCAGCCGGUGGGCGAUGGCACAAGCCACGCCGCCAAAGUCGGCCCCCCCGGUCGUCUCUUCCUUUGGAAGCAAGCCGAUCGCUGCCAAGCCAGUCCCUCCUUCCGCUGUUGCGAGCAGCAAGACGACCGCGAGCGGCCUCGGACCGGGGUUGGCCUCCAAACCGGCGGAAGCAUCGAUACCGGACGGCUUUGGAGACGACGACCUGGACCUCGAUCUGGGUGACGACGACAUUGCGGGCGACGCAGGCCUGGGUGCGGGAGACGGAGACGACUGGGGGGACGACGACGGCGACCUCGACGACCUCUUGUUCGAUUGAACGGAACGGAAUCGAAUCGAAUCGAAUCGAAUCCACCCAAGAAUUGCACACCGCACACGACAGAGCCACCCUUGAUCAAAGGAACCAUCGAACCACAGCGUCGCACUGCACCGCACCGCACCAAACGAAACCGGCCACUCGAAGCCGUUGUGGCAAUCCAAUAACCCUAUAAGUACAAU
Molecule: messenger RNA, 2485 nt
Organism: Pseudo-nitzschia multistriata
Lineage: Eukaryota; Bacillariophyta; Bacillariophyceae; Bacillariales; Bacillariaceae
Source: the annotation of a GenBank genome assembly